AUGGAGUUUCUUCUACAGAGUUUGAACAGUCAUUUGGUCUCUGUUCGCGAUCAUCUACGAGGAAAGCUUCACGACGACCUUGUGUCUCGCCUUCAUAACCAUGAUGAAGGGGCUCUUCCAGACAUGGACUUGGCCACAAUUGCGGCCGAAUCUAUUGACCUACUUCAUUCGAUAGAGCAGAUGCUAGAACCGGGUCAACUUGUACUUGCGGACCAUUUCCUUGGUGAGCGAUUUAUCCAUACUCGAAAACAACCCAUUAACAUUGAUCAAGGCUACGUUAACGCUAAGUGUCUAUGCUCUGCCGUCGAGUUGAAAAUCCCAGAAAUUCUUCAAGAAAAAGGCGCAUCUACUGUCGAAGAGCUUGCUUCUCUCUGUGGUGCUCAUGUUGACCGCCUCCGCCAGGUAUUGCGAAUUUUGCACAACAACGGGAUUUUCAAAUACAGUCCUGGAAAAGGUUGUUAUGAGAAUAACUCCACUUCCACACUUCUCCUUCGUGAUCACUGGACUCAGUGGCAUAAUUGGAUUGAUCUUUAUGGAAACCAGUUCUACGAUAUGGCGAGGGGCAUUCCCAAAUCAGUUCAGGCAUCGGAAAAUCGAUCGCCCGCUCAAGUCAAUUUCGACACUGAUAUGGAUAUGUUUAAUUACUUCAACAAAUGUGGCUGGGUACCCCAAUUACAUCGAACUCUUGGUGGGGGUGCCACUGCUCAGGGACCUGGUAUUAUAGCCGACUAUCCAUGGAGUGAGGUUGCGAACGAGACGAUUAUUGAUAUUGGGGGUGGUAGCGGUGCUUUAAUAUCCCUUUUACUUCAUACUCACAAAACCAUGCAGGGAGGCAUUUAUGAUCUCCCACAUGUCAUCGACCAUGUUACCCCAUUCUUCCACUCGCCCGAUGGCCAGUUUGCCGACCUGGCCGACAGAGUUCCUCGGGAAAACUUGAUUGGAGGCGAUUUUUUCAAAAGUAUCCCUCCUUCUAAAGUAUACACCAUGAAAUGGACGCUGCACAAUUGGAAGGAGGCCGAAGCUCUGAAGAUCUUACGAAAUAUCCGCCAAUCCAUCAUACCUAGCCCUAAAAGUAGACUCGUGGUUAUGGAAUCCAUCUUAGCUGACGGCAGAUCUUCUCGACUUUCAAGAUAUGCCGAUAUGAAUAUGUUUAUUGCCGUCAACGGGCUGGAGCGGACGGCUACUGAAUGGAGAAACUUAGCCGAGAAUUCGGGCUGGAGAAUAGUUCGAAUAAUCCCACUCCGAAACUCAUGGCCCGCUGCUAUCGAGAUGACGCCAGAUGUUCCGCGACAGAAUGGUUGGGCAGAUAGUUGA
Messenger RNA from Ophidiomyces ophidiicola, 1314 nucleotides. RefSeq lists its product as uncharacterized. Gene Ontology annotation, molecular function: O-methyltransferase activity. Bases 1 to 1314 code for a protein of 437 amino acids. Lineage: Eukaryota; Fungi; Ascomycota; Eurotiomycetes; Onygenales; Onygenaceae. The transcript has a single exon. The record is from RefSeq and is a predicted model, not a curated record.